Plasmodium adleri (nom. inval.) is the source of this 717-nucleotide messenger RNA. RefSeq names its product ubiquitin regulatory protein, putative. The coding region runs from base 1 to 717 and encodes 238 amino acids. The record is from RefSeq and is a predicted model, not a curated record. Gene Ontology annotation, molecular function: ubiquitin binding. Gene Ontology annotation, biological process: autophagosome assembly; proteasome-mediated ubiquitin-dependent protein catabolic process; nuclear membrane reassembly. The transcript is spliced from 3 exons. Gene Ontology annotation, cellular component: nucleus; cytosol. Lineage: Eukaryota; Apicomplexa; Aconoidasida; Haemosporida; Plasmodiidae.
AUGUCAAAUAUAAGAUCACUAAGUGAUUUAAAGAAGGAUGAUAAAAAAAAUAAUGAACGAGUGGCCCAUUAUACAGGAGGUCAAAAGAGCGGACUACAGGUAGAAAAUUCCGAUGAUGAUUUUGCUCAGAAUGUUUUAAAAUCAAAAUUGCCAGAAAACUGUAAGCACAUCAUUUUAUACAAAAACGGUUUUAUAGUAGAUGAUGGUGAAUUUCGUGACCUUGAGAUUGAAGAAAAUAAAAAGUUUAUGGCAAAUAUAGAAGCAGGGAUAUUACCAAAAGAAUUUGCUUCAAAAGAUAAAAUAAUGAAUGUAGCUAUAAAAGAUAAGAGUAAUCAAAUAUAUACAAAGAAAAAAACUAAAGAAGAAGAAUUAUAUAAAGGUCAAGGUGUUAAAUUAGGUGGUACUAUCUCAAGUAUUAACGAAGAAGAAAUAAAUAAAAUUUCAACAAAUCCAAAUAAUAUAAAAGAAAUAAAAAUUGAUGAUAAAAAACCAAUAACUACAUUACAUAUAAGAUUAUAUAAUGGUAAAAAAAUUACUCAGAAAUUUAAUUAUGAUCAUACAGUUGAAGAUUUAUUUCAAUUUGUCUUUAGUUAUACACCACUUAAUUUUUCGUUAUCUUAUGAUUACCCUCUUAAAUUAAUUGAAAGAAAUCAACAACAAACCUUGGAAAGUGCAAAACUUUUGGAUCUUCUUAUAACACAAAAAUUAAUCCCAUAA